Messenger RNA from Cyprinodon variegatus (sheepshead minnow), 1729 nucleotides. It is a transcript of the gene glt8d1, whose product is annotated as glycosyltransferase 8 domain containing 1. Gene Ontology annotation, cellular component: Golgi apparatus. Bases 313 to 1413 code for a protein of 366 amino acids. The record is from RefSeq and is a predicted model, not a curated record. The transcript is spliced from 9 exons. Lineage: Eukaryota; Metazoa; Chordata; Actinopteri; Cyprinodontiformes; Cyprinodontidae. Gene Ontology annotation, molecular function: glycosyltransferase activity.
UGCAGUCGCGUUAGUGGAGGAAACAAACUUGUUGAUGUUGAGUUGGCAGUUUGGCUUCAAUGCGAAUCCGACAAGCGAGGAUUUUCUCAAAAACUGCGCCUUUUAAGGAGGCAUAUUUAAUUUCCGCGAGGAAUAAACAUCCAGCCGACUGUUUAGCUGUUGUCCAGUUACCACACAGCGGCUUCAUAACGGUGCUCUGUGGGGGCGCCUCAACCUGGCGUGAGCAUCACUUUAACCACCUCUGAAUUUAUUUGUCUUCUUUUCCCUUUUAUCUCCAUUUUUAAGGCUACGACUGCUAAUGCAGCGGCUACCAUGACACUAAGGAGAGUAAAUGUUGUAAUCCUCAUACUGCUGGCUGUGGCCUUCCUAAUUAUAGUUCAGCGAAACCUCCUGAAACUAAGCGACUUCUUACACAAGGAAAACUCAGAUGCAGAGCAGAUUCUCCCUUUCGAGGCAGAACUGUCUCCGCAAGCCAGGCUAAAGACGGGGGCGAAAGGGGAGGAGAUAUCUGUUCUCAUCACUGCCGCAGAGGACAGGCUCGGUGGCGUGAUCGCUGCCAUCAACAGCGUCCAUCACAACAGCAAAGCUAAUGUGGCCUUCACCAUUGUGACCCCGAAUGACACAGUGGAUCAUCUAAAGGCCUGGAUGAGUAACACAAAGUUAAAAGAAGUCAAAUAUAAAAUAGUUAUUUUCCAACCAGAGCUUUUAAAUGGGAAGAUACCAAAAGAUACUUCAAUGCUGGAUGCUGCAAAACCAUUGACCUUCGCCAGGUUCUAUCUGCCUGUGUACAUACCGGAUGCAGAAAAGGCGAUCUAUCUAGACGACGACGUUGUUGUUCAAGGAGACAUUCAGGAGCUUUAUGAGACCAGCCUGAAACCAGGUCAUGCAGCUGCCUUCUCUGACGACUGUGACUCUGCUUCUGCUAAGGGCAUCGUUCGAGGGGCUGGAAAUCAGAUCAACUACAUGGGGUUCCUGGAUUUUAAAAAGGAAGCCAUUAAAAAGCUGGGGAUGAGGGCAAACACAUGCUCCUUUAACCCUGGGGUCAUUAUUGCAAACCUGACAGAGUGGAAGAACCAAAACAUCACCCAGCAGUUGGAGCACUGGAUGGAGCUCAACUCUCAAGUCGAUCUGUAUAGUAGUACACUUGCAGAAAGUCUUACCACGCCUCCACUUCUCAUUGUCUUUUAUAAACGACACUCCUCCAUCGACCCAAGGUGGCACCUGAGACACCUCGGAACUACAGGAGCUGGAAACCGCUACUCUGCACAGUAUGUGAGAGCUGCCAAGUUGCUGCAUUGGAAUGGACACUAUAAGCCCUGGAUGGGAACGUCCUCCUUCACAGAGGUGUGGGACCAGUGGUUCAUUCCUGAUCCCACAGGGAAGUUUCAUCCGGUACGAAGACAUGCAGACUGAGGAAAGACAGAAGAAAAAAAAAAUCCUCUUCUUGGACCUGCAGAGUUCCCUAUGGAGUAAAACGUGUCUCCUUUCACCUCAGGAACUAAGCUAAACCUUUUCCUUCGCCAGCAGUCUUAUUCGUCAUCCUAUGGAUUUAUGGACUUUUUCUUUCAUUGACUUUAAUAGCAGUUUGAAACUCAAAGGAUUUUGGGUUUCUCAGUCAUGAGACCAUAUUUGAAAAACAUGUUUUGUUCUUUUUGUUUGGAGAUCCCACAGAUGACUGUUAUGACUGUGUCCCGGGAGAUAGCAGUUUUAGGUAUUCAUUCAGUUGCUG